AUGGUGCAGAUACUCUCCCUCCUCCACAGCGAAAAGGGGUCUCUGAGUAGCAUGCCCUACCUACCAGCGGACAUCACAAACCUAAAGGCAAAGUACCGUAGAGAAAGCAAGUGGGCUAACAUAGAAGCCACAAUAGCCUACUUCGAUGAGAAAGCGAAAGAAGAUCAAGAUUUCUUCUACAUGAUAAGAUUGGACGAUGAGGACCGUGUCAGGAACAUGUAUUGGGUGGAUGGUGCUGCGAGAAGAGCCUACAAGCAUUUGCGAGACUGCAUUUCUUUCGACGCGACAUAUCUCACUAGUAUGUACAAGAUGCCAUGCGCUCCAUCCAUAGGAAUAAAUAACCACAAUCAGUCAUUGCAGUUCAGAUGUGGGCUCGUUCGGAAUGAAGACACGGAUGGACACCUGCACAAGGCAUUCGAGCUGUGCGUGGACCACAGCUUGACGGUGGAGGAGUUUGAAAGGAGCUGGAUGGCUAUGAUUGAAACAUAUCAAGUCCAAGACCACGAGACGCUUGCUAGCUUGUGGGAGAAGCGAAUGUACUGGGUGCCGGCCUACUUCAUGCAGUGCUUCUUCCCGUUUCUGCAGACUACACAGCGCAGUGAGGGGUUCAAUGCUGUUCCGAAGCGGUACGUGAGCCCUGGCAACUCAUUGCUACAGUUUGCCAAGCAGUACACCGCUUUGCAACAAAAAAUACUGGGAUCCGAGCUACAGCAAGAAGCAAACACCGCGCUCAAGCAGCCAAAAUUGCUAACGUAUUUACCAAUGGAGAGGCAGAUGAGCAGGAUAUACACCAACACGAUUUUUAACAAGUAA
This is a messenger RNA of Aegilops tauschii subsp. strangulata, 813 nucleotides long. The record is from RefSeq and is a predicted model, not a curated record. NCBI's taxonomy places the organism in Eukaryota, Viridiplantae, Streptophyta, Magnoliopsida, Poales, Poaceae.